AUGGAGUGGACCAAGGCUACAUACAACGAGCAGUACGAGAAGUGGGUUCCUUGGCUCGAGGAUACCUACCUUCGAUGGUUCACAAAAGACAACAAGGCUAGUUAUGCCACCAAGCAAAACCUCGACAAGACCAAAGUCACUGGCAUCGAGCAGAUCGACAACCUCCAAGAUGGCGUCAACAACCUCGCCGGUGGCCAAGUCGGCCAGGGCGGUCUUCUGCAGCCCGUCGGCGACCUGGCGUCCAAGGAGGGCAUCAACAGAACCGAGCGACAGGGCAAGGGCAACGAUGGUGGCUACGUCAACAAGGAUACGCCCGGUGCUGGUGCGCUGAACAGCACGGCGAACGCUGUUGUUGGUGGUGGAAAGGGCGCCGCUGAAGGUCUCCAAGGAGUAGGCCAGGGUGUAGGAAACACUGUUGGCGGACUGCUUGGCGGUAGCAAGAAGCAGUAA
This is a messenger RNA of Fusarium sp. VM40, 450 nucleotides long. The record is from the annotation of a GenBank genome assembly. NCBI's taxonomy places the organism in Eukaryota, Fungi, Ascomycota, Sordariomycetes, Hypocreales, Nectriaceae.